Neltuma alba is the source of this 1680-nucleotide messenger RNA. RefSeq lists its product as uncharacterized. The transcript has a single exon. The record is from RefSeq and is a predicted model, not a curated record. NCBI's taxonomy places the organism in Eukaryota, Viridiplantae, Streptophyta, Magnoliopsida, Fabales, Fabaceae. Bases 1 to 1680 code for a protein of 559 amino acids.
AUGCUCUCAACUGAGGGCGGCGAAAGAGGCGAUCGGGGGGAGCUCACAGCGGAGGAAGUGGAUGCGCUCAAUCGGAGCAAACGAAAGGUUCGAAGGGGGGAUGGAACUUUUACUGGAGAGAUUUCAUUAAAGCCAAGAAUGGAGAAGUGGAUGGAGGAUUUGGGGGAAAGUGGAGGUUCAGGUGUGAAGUCUUACCGUGAUUUAUUAAUGAAUCAUGAGAAGAAUGGGUCGCAGUGGUGUUUGGAUGAGCUCUCUGCAGUGGAUACAGGAUUUGAGUCUAUGGAGGAUGCUAGGGGUGGAUAUCUUGUUGAUCGUUCAGAUCCUUUGUGCCCUAAUAUCAUAUUGGAGAAACAGGAGAGGGAGCGACUGGCUCAGCCGUUUCAAGCGACGCUAAUCGUGAAGCUGCUUGGUAAAUCGGUUAGUCUCCGAAGCUUGGGGCCAAGGAUUGUGCAAAUGUGGAGUAAGGCAGGGAAGGUGGAUGUAGUCGACAUCGAUAUGGACUAUUUUUUGGUUGAGUUCCAGAGCAAGGAAGACUACGAGCUGGCAUUAACUGGUGGUCUAUGGAUCGUGAUGGACUCAUACCUAGUGGUUAUGCGAUGGAAACCUACUUUCAAUCCUAUGUCUGAAGUGAUUGACAAGGUUGCAGUGUGGGUAAGAUUGCCAGUUAUUUCUAUAGAUCUAUAUGAUAAGAAAAUUCUUUAUGCUAUUGGUAGUGAGAUCGGGAGAGUUAUAAAGGUUGAUGGACCGACAGCAAGGAGGAAGAGAGGCCGCUUUGCGCGUGCAUGUGUUGAGGUGGAUUUAAAGAAACCGCUUCUGCCUCAUUAUGCUAUUGAUGGAAGGUGCUAUCCAAUCGAGUAUGAAAGCAUGAACCUACUGUGCUUAGCAUGUGGAACUUAUGGGGAUGUGAGGGAGGAUUGUAAGAAGGAGGUGGAGCAGGGGCAGGAAAAGGAGACAAGCAGUGAAACAGGAGGGGAUACUACGAUGCGAAGUGGAAACAAUGUGGCUAAGGAGUUAGAGGAUACCAACGGAGGGGGACUAUGGAGAGUGGUGCAGAGGAAUAGACGAGGUAGGAGGCCUAGGAGUAUGACAGACAUGGUUGGCGCUCCAUCACGUUUUGAAAUUUUACGGCAAAACGGGUUGGAGGUGGAACAAAGGGAGAGGGAUAUGCAGAAUGUGAGGGGUGGAAUUAAUACAGGCACUGGUGGCAUGGAGGAAGGUAGGAGGACCAAAAAAAGAACGGUAGGGAAGAAGGCUUUGAAGGAUAUUACUAACAUGCGCACGGUGAGGGCUGAAGCAAGUUCUUACGGGAAGAGCAAAACAGAGGUUAGGAAGGUAAACAAAAUGCAAGAUAGGAGUGAAGGAGGGGAUUUCUUUGCGGCUCAGAAAAGAGUAGGUGAGGAGAUGAGCCUUCAGAAAGAUUGCAUGGAGACCGACGAAGUGGUGGAGGUAUAUGAAGAAUGGGGAGUGGAAGAGGAGAACACAGGGGGUCAGAUUGUGCUUUCUAGAGGGCGCAAUGGGUGUGAGGGACUGAUGAAUCAAUUUGACCCUGAUGGGGAUGGAGAGCAGAGGAGGAAAUGGAGUGAUAUGGUAGAAAAUGAGAUGCAAUCAGUAAAUGACAUGGGAGUACGACUGGAUGGCCAGGGAGCCAUAGUGGGGAAGGACGUAUCUGCUAGUUAUUAA